AUGAUUAUACUUUUGACAUUCAUUUACAAUUCAUUCGCAGAGCAAUUUGCAUUUGUGGAACGAUUUCGGACACUUUUAUUAGCUCUGAUAUGUGUUGUAUUUGCUACAACAGGUCUUCUACUUUGUAUGCCUAUGGGUACGUCAUUUUCUACUUUAUUACAAUACGUUUCACAAUCAUCAAUCACGCAAUUAUUUCUUUUUAUUACUGUUUUCUUUAUUUAUGGAUGGUAUAAUUUGGAUAAUGAUGUACGGAUAAUGAUAAAUACCAGCAAUAAUCGUUCACUGAUAGCAUUUUUGCUUGGCUCAACAAGUCCUCUAUAUACUAUUUUACUAUUUACAUCUGUACCAGCACUUCUUGUGGCAAAAUUAGUAAGUGUAUUUGAUUUGCUAAUUAGUGGAAUGGAUAUUGAAAAGCAUAUUGACUAUGGUACAGCAUUUAUAUCAUCAUCUAAAAUAUUAAAUCGAUUCUUUGGAUAUUUGAUUUUACUUGGACCAACAGCAAUUAUUACCAUUUUUGCAUCUGUUUCAUUUUAUAUCAAUGUUAUUCUAUAUAGAAUGCCAUGGGGUACAAUUAUGGAUGCUACAGCAGACUGGACUUCACAUACUUCACUUAGACAGACGACAAAUCCAAAAUCAGCGCCGAUCUCACAUCAUCUAUUCACCUCUUUUCUCAAUAUUUCUUAUCGAACUGUAUUAUUUGUCAUAUUUAUUGCUGAAAUAUUCAUUGGAAUCAUUUUAUUUUUCCUUUUUAUUGGUAAUGUAUUUUACAUUCGUCUAGCAACUAAUAGCGCUAAUAUAACAGCAGCAGCAGGUAAUUUCCGCACUAUAUUAUUUCUCACUCUUCUAACAUUCCAUAUUUUAUCAUUAAUUGAGUUACGUUGGGCAUUGAAAAAAUGGGAUCAUUCAUCCAGAUUAACAAUGUAUAUAGCAGUUGCAACAAUAGAAAUGGCUUUUUUAAAUGGUUAUAUGUGGAUUGCAGCAGUGAAUCAUUCCUGGGGUUUAAAUUAUCAACCAUUUUUAGUAAUUUUUGUUAACACUUUUAUUCGUGGUAUUAUGAUUGCUAUUGUGAUAGCAAUUCGUUGGAAUAUGGCGGAAAUGUCACAUCCAACUCGUACACGUGAUGCAACCGAAAUUUAUGAUGCGACAGCUGAUUUAGACAAUGAUGCAGAUCAUGAUGAUGAUAUACCAACUAUUUAUGAAAUGCGACGUGAUAUUUUUACAUGA
Messenger RNA from Brugia malayi, 1224 nucleotides. RefSeq lists its product as uncharacterized. The record is from RefSeq and is a predicted model, not a curated record. Lineage: Eukaryota; Metazoa; Nematoda; Chromadorea; Rhabditida; Onchocercidae. The coding region runs from base 1 to 1224 and encodes 407 amino acids. The transcript is spliced from 9 exons.